UAUAUAUUUUCAAAACAUCGAUUGAAAAUGUAAUCUCUCUUUGUCAAGUGUUAAAAAUGUUAACAAAGACCUGCUACGAUUAAGUGUAACUAAUGUAGAUAUGGUCAAACUUACAGAUUAUGCUAUUCAUGCGAUUCUUAAAUACAUAAUAGAACAGGCCCUGUUGAUCAAUAACAUAAAACAGAAAUCAUACCCUAUUAAGGUAUAACAUAAGAAUAAUCCAAACUUUAGAAAUGUAUUAGAAAAACCAAGUAAAUGUGCCUGUUCCUUAAAAAAAUGACUAAAGAAAUUCAUUCAAAAAAAAUGAUUACAAACCUUAACCUUAAGUUCCUACAAAGGAGUAUUUAAACAAUGAGUCUAGAAAACCUGAUUACUCUAAAACCAUUGAUGUUAAUAGAGUCAGCAAUAAACAUGAUUAUUUGGAUAAAAAAAUUGAUAGUCAUGAUAAAAGAGCAGAUUAACAAUAUCUCUCAAAUGAUAAAAGACCUUACUCUUCUAAUUAAAAAAUCACUUCUGAUAAUGAUAGAAAUAGUUAAUAAUUAAUUAACUAAUUAAAAGAGGAAUAAUAAUAAACUGAAAAAUUAAGAGCAGAAUUAUCAUAAGCUAAUUAAAAAGAGAGAGAAGCAUAAAGAAGAUUGUAUUUUUAUUUUAGUAUUUUAGAUAAAAAUUAGAAUAAGAAUUUGAACUCAAAAUUAGAGAAGAUAAAUUAAAAAUUUAACAAUUAACUGAUGAAAAUAGAAAUUUAAAUACAAAAUUAAAUUAAACAAAUAAACAUAUACAAGAAGAAGUAAAUAAAGUCAGAAAUUAAUAUGAAGAUUAGAUAAAUGAAUUAGAAUAAAUUUUAAAUGAAAAAAAUUAAUAAUUAGAAAGUAUUGCUUAAGAAUAUAAUUUGGUAACAAUUUUUUAUAAAUUUAUUAGGAAGAAUUACAAUAAACUCUUAAUGAGUUACAAUAAGAAUCUUCAAUGAAA
This is a messenger RNA of Paramecium sonneborni, 969 nucleotides long. The record is from the annotation of a GenBank genome assembly. NCBI's taxonomy places the organism in Eukaryota, Ciliophora, Oligohymenophorea, Peniculida, Parameciidae.